CUAUAUGAUACAUAAAAUUAUAUAUUUACCAAUUUGGCCUCAAUUUUAUAUUUGGGGCUAAAUCGAAUACAAGGGAAAUCUACAGGGACCUCAAAAGUCAAAAUACAAUUAACGUCCGCAAGGGAAAUGAUUGGUCCAAGCGAGCGCGAGCGUUAGAAAAGGGAGCCGCGGACGGAAAGCUGGAGAAGAAGCGAAGUCGUUUGGAUCCGUCCAUUCUCUCUUUCUUCCGGCGGUGGCGGCGGUAGACUCUCCGACUAGGGACGACCUAAGGGAAGAUAGGGGGUUGAAACCAAGGCGCCGAUAGAUAGAUAGAGACAGGAUGCUCGAAAACCCUACGCCUGCAGCAACUCCCGCCGAUUCCUCCGCCACCGUCAAGAGAUAUGCUCCUCCCAAUCAAAGGAACCGGUCUCUCAACAGGCGCAAAUCAGGAGAUCGAAUUGACCGCUUCAGCAGUUUUUAUGGAAAUGAUGGAGACAAGAUUCAAACACAUACCUCUUCAAGAAAUAUCCUGGGCGUAGAUCGUGGGGAUGCUGUAAUUCAAACACUUCAGAAUGAAAACUCACAGCGUGCUUUAGUAGCUUUAGAAGGGUGCUGUCACAGUGAUGCUUCUCAGCUGUUAAAUGAUCGUUGGGCAACAGUGAUGCAUAUCUACAAUGAUCCCACUAUAGAUUUAUCUGAAAGACCGGUUCUCUACUCAGGUGGUGUAUCGGCAUGGGGGCAGUUUAAACUUCCACAUCAGAUGAUGGCUGCAGCAAACAGUGCAGGAUCUUCCGGUUCCCAGAUGGACUUCUUAAGUGAACUUCGCCGAGCAAUGCACAAUGCCAAUACUGGUUCUAACAGCUAAGAUUAUCUCUUCUAAUUGAGUGAAUCCCUUGUAACCCAGCUAUGUACCUGUCUUAUAUACUUUGUAGAUUCUCUUGUGGGUCAAGUUAUAUAGAAAAAAUAGUGAUGGAUGGAUGCUUCAGAACUGUGGCUGGUUUGGUGUAGACAUGCUCCAUGCAGAACCAUGUUAAUGCCCCAUGUUAUGUUAUUUAUGUGAGCAGAAUGAGUUCCAUCUGUAUUCGAUUGAGCCCUGGCACUUUGUUUGCAUAGCUGAUAUGGUUGCCCUAAUACAGCUGGUGGAACUAUUAAUUUACCUUAGAAGAGAAGGGUAGUGAGUAAAGAUCCUUUCAUUCAUUGGCAGGUUUGCAUCUAUAUUACAUGAUUCCGAUGGAUGAAUGCCAUUUGCAUCUAUUCUUUCCAGACAGGAAUGAUUCCUUGAGCUGCCAAACGCUUUUCCACCCAAAACACAACAUGUCUUGCUGUGAUUUUCUUCUCGUCAAUCAGAAAUGGCUCAACAGUGCUGGCUCCUUGGCCAUAAGAGGAGAUGGAAAACCCCCUUGCACCUGCAACAAGAUUCCGUCAGGGAAAAAGGCCCAGAAAGAAUAUGGAAUGCUCUUAUUAACAAAUGAACCUUCCAA
This is a messenger RNA of Linum tenue, 1460 nucleotides long. The record is from the annotation of a GenBank genome assembly. Lineage: Eukaryota; Viridiplantae; Streptophyta; Magnoliopsida; Malpighiales; Linaceae.